GUCAUGUAGGCUACAUGUGUAGGCUAAACGUGUUUGACCUCCUUUAAGAUAGAUAGAUAGAUAUUUAAAUACCAGCGUAAAUAUCAAGUACACAGUGUCUGUUGCGCGAGAGUGCAUCCCACAUCUCCAGUGGAGGUGCGCGCCCAACCCCUAGCCUACUUGUCAUUUGAAGCGUACCACAUUGUAUAAAUAGUAAGAAGCGGCAACUCUUUCAGAACAGAGUUGGAGAAAAAAAGAAGUGGAGGGGGAGGAGAACGAGUCCAGUGACACCGUGAAAUUGUAUUAAACAUGCCAUUCCUCCCUCUGUGCACUUUCACGCUGUCUAAACUUUGCGCUCUCUGGAUGUCUGGUGUUUCUGAAGUUUGAAGCAAGCAAGCAAGCAGGUACCUGAAAGGGAACGUUCUUAGAUAUUAUUAAGGAAGAAGAUUUUCAUCCACAAAUAUCAUCACUUUCCCGAAUGCCUCUUCUGUUUAUCUUCUGCCUGAAGUCUUGGAUAAAGUGAUGCCUAUUUUUAUGUUUGGGAUUUGAGAAAGUGCGACAGAACAACAAACCGUGAAGAGGACAGAGGAGACUAAACAGCCCGGUGUAUCCCCGGAUUCUUAUUUUUUUCUAAAAUGCACUUGUUUGGAUUAUCUGUCUUGUUCGCGUAUUCAGCAUUCCUUUACACAAACCUUGCGAUUGACACAAGUCAAGAUUAUUAUGAUUAUGACCAGGAUCAAGGAGAGGUUACGCAGGAAUACCCGGAGCCUGACAUGGAGGAGAGGUUACGGUCCGUGUCCAGCGUGGAUGAGCUCAUGCGGAUUGUUUACCCGAGCUACUGGACCAUGGUCAAGUGCCGCUCCAAACGGGGUGCUCGCUACCCCCUCAGGGAUCACGUCUCCGCGGAGACACGCUCGGACGAGCCACUCACAUUUGCGGCAGCUUACUUCAACUUUGACAUUCUCAAAAGUAUUGAGACAGAGUGGAGAAAGACCCUGUGCAUGCCACGCGAAGUUUGUUUAGAUGUGGGGAAAGAGUUUGGGGCAGCUACAAACACCUUCUAUAAACCACCCUGCGUGUCUGUCUACAGAUGUGGUGGCUGCUGCAACAGCGAGGAGCACCAGUGCAUGAACAUCAGCACCUCCUACAUCAGCAAGACACUGUUUGAAAUCACAGUGCCGAUUAAACAAGGUACUAAGCCAGUGACCAUCAGCUUUGCCAAUCACACAAUGUGCCGGUGCCUUUCAAAGCUGGAUGUUUACAGACAAGUGCAUUCCAUCAUACGCCGGGCUCUACCAGAAUGUCAUGUGGCCAAUAAAACAUGCCCCAGGAAUCACAGCUGGAACAAUCGCCUGUGCAGAUGUGUGCCACAACAAGGAGCUCCCCUCCACCCCCCUCAUUCUGAGCCCUUUGAGCCAGACAUCUGCGGGCCAGACAAGGAGCUGGACGAAGAGACGUGCCAGUGCGUCUGCAAGAAGCAGCUGCGUCUGGCCGACUGCGGGCCCCACCACUACCUGGACAAGAACACCUGCCAGUGCGCCUGCAAAGCCCCGGCCUCUUCCUGCGGCCCUAAUCAGGCCUUCGACAAGGACACCUGCCAAUGCUCCUGCGCAAAGGUGUGCCCCAAGACCCAGCCUCUGAACCGCACCAAAUGCAUGUGCGAGUGCACAGAGUCGCCCAACAAGUGCUUCCUCAAAGGCAGGAGAUUUCACCAGGGCACGUGCAGCUGCUACAGGCCGCCGUGCGAGGUGCGGAAGAGGAGGUGCGAGGCAGGUUUUUACUUCAGUGAGGAGGUGUGCCGCUGUAUACCCACAUACUGGAGGAGGCUGGACUGAGGCUGAUGCUGUACGCCGCUGUUUCAAUCAGCCAAUCAGACACAGGGACACUGGCAUGUGGGACAGUGCGUGUGGGCCGCAGACUAUCGAAUGGACACUUUUUCAUGUUUGGAAUAUGGAGUGGGUCAACAGAGACUGAACACACAGAUUCAGAUGGCUCCCAUACCAGAGGAGAAGAAACACUAAUGCUAAAGACUUGAGGAUCCCAAGCUCGAGCCAUGGUCUUUUUUUUAUGUUGUCAAUUGAUUUAUUAUUCGUAUGUGUCAGAUAUUGAUUAUAUAAUUUAUUGCCACUAAAUAUUAUUGAAACUUUCUAUGUUCAUAGCAAUGUCAAUCUUUCCAAGAAAAUACACUGUGAUCAAUAUUUUUGUAUCAUGUGAAGACCCUUAAAAUAAAAUCUAAAGUUGUAUUAUAUAUAAAUAUUGUUAACUUAUUUCUAUGCCAGUUUAUCCUAUUGAAAAGUAGUACUGAACUGUAAAUAAUGUACCCAUCAUAUUAACAUUGUACUGCAACCUAUAUCCUUUCUUUAAAAAAAACACUACCUGGAUGUUUGUAUUUUUUGGCCAUUGUCACCCAAAUUAGAAUGUAUGUUCUGAUAUUCAUGCAUUGGACUCAGAAUGGAAGUGUGGAGAAGUGGUAGUUUGGCUUGGGGACAAAUGCUUGGCUCAACCCCAAGCUCUGUGUGCCCUGCAGGAAAGCAGCAAACCCAUCAUCACUCUUCACAGCGUGGCAGAACUAUGAUAUAAAGUUUUCAGGACUUUUGAAAUACUUGGCAUCCUCUGCUUUCAGACAAGCCCUGAACACAGGCCCACCACAGCACUGUCUUGCUGUCCAAACCCUUCUGGUCUGGAGGCUCUGAAAACAAGUGAUGGCUGAAACAGACGAAGCCCCCGAGCCAGACUGUGAAGCUUCAUGUGAAAACCGGCGUGACUAUGACAUCCUUCUUUACCACAUAAAAAAAAAACUCCAUUGGUCAGAACAUAACCAGCAGAAAUACACGUGCAUGGAACAUAGCCUGCCAGGUCGCUCAAGGAGUGCAGAAGGGAGGGGGCAGGACAGCCAUGACUGAAGAGGAACAGGAGCUCUGGGGAGGGGGGGGGGGGGGGAGCGGACUCUAGGCCUGGGCUUAUGUCUGUUGGAGGGCUGGCAGAGAGAUGUUAUGGGGGGCCGUGAAGGCUUGGCUCAGGCACGUGGCGUGGCCCUGGAUGAAGAAAGAGAAAGAGAGUAAAGAGAGCACAGAUGGCGCUGAAUGGAUGCGUCAAUAAGAGUGAUGUAACUGCCACGGUCCUGUCCGACACUCACAGGCCAUUCUGGCGAACGCACUGUAAACAGAAUAAAUCACCUCUGUUUCCCA
Molecule: messenger RNA, 3167 nt
Organism: Clupea harengus (Atlantic herring)
Lineage: Eukaryota; Metazoa; Chordata; Actinopteri; Clupeiformes; Clupeidae
Gene: vegfc
Product: vascular endothelial growth factor c
Biological process (GO): positive regulation of endothelial cell proliferation; sprouting angiogenesis; positive regulation of protein phosphorylation
Cellular component (GO): membrane
Molecular function (GO): chemoattractant activity; vascular endothelial growth factor receptor 3 binding; growth factor activity
Source: RefSeq, a predicted model, not a curated record